AUGUUCGAGGCCAGGCUGAGUCAAGAGAAGUUGAAUGCUAAGUUCUUCUCCUGGGCGGCAGCUAAGCUCAUCACCAGGGACUCCACCAGCAGUAGACCCGAGAGGCUCAAGUUAGGGCGAGGCACGCCCUUCGUCGCCUCUCCCUGGCCGUGGCUGCCCCGGGGCGCUCCCGCGCUGCCCGCGGGCCUCGCCUACACGCAGGUCGCCGCAGGCGGCCGGCACACGGUUCUGCUCAGGAGCGACGGCAUGGCUGUGGCGUGCGGUGGCAACACCGACCGCCAGUGCGACAUCCCGGAGCUGGCCGCUGGCCUCACCUACACGCAGGUUUCCGCCGGGAGGGUGCACACGGUCCUGCUCAGGAGCGAUGGUAUAGCAGUGGCAUGUGGAGACAAUACUGGGGGCCGGCGCGGCGGCCGCAAUCGCACUGGCCAGUGCGACAUUCCAGCACUGACUGCAGGCCUGAUUUACACGCAAGUUUCCGCUGGAUGGGAACACACUCUCCUGCUCAGGAGCGACGGCACGGCCGUGGCCUGUGGCCGCAAUCGUUGCGGCUUGUGCGACGUUCCAGCGCUGGUCGACGGCUUGACUUACACUCAGGUUUCCGCCGGAAUGGGGCACACGGUCCUGCUCAGGAGCGACGGCAAGGCCGUGGCUUGCGGCGACAAUUUCUUCGGCCGGUGCGACAUUCCGGCGCUCGCCGCUGGCCUAGCCUACACGCAGGUCUCUGCGGGACCGUGGGGUCAUACUGCGCUGCUCAGGAACGAUGGCGCGGCAGUGGCCUGCGGCUCCAACAGCGACGGCCAGUGCGACAUUCCAGCGCUGGACGUGGGUCUGAUCUACACGCAGGUUUCCGCCGGGAUGAUGCACACGGUCCUGCUGAGGAGCGACGGCGGGGCCGUGACCUGUGGCUCCAACCACGACGGCCAGUGCGACCUUCCGGCGCUGGCCGUGGGCCUGACGUACACGGCCCAUCAGCUGCCGGCGCUGGUGUUGCAGGCGUCGCUCGACGGGGCCGCGGUGCGCUUCCUGACGUUCGCCGGCGUGGAGCGCUGCCGGGUCGAGGCAGCGCCGCCCGCCCGCGUGUCAGGCACCAGGGGGAGCAGAAGAAAAGAGCAAGGGGGCCGGCAAAGUACGAGCCGCAAUGUCGCAGGCGACUUCCCCCCUCCCAAUCCGCUCAUCCUCCUUCCUAUCCCUCCUCCUACGCCCUCCCUCCUCCCUUCUCAUCCUUCUCCUCCUCUCCCUUCCCCUCCACCUCCUCUCCCUUCCCCAUCCACCUCCUCUCCCUUCCCCUCCACCUCCUCCUCCUCCUCCUCCUCCUCCUCCUCCUCCUCCUCCCCCUCCUCCUCCCUCUCCUCCCUCCUACGUCUUUCCCCUUCCCUUCUCCUUCCUCCUUCUCCUCCUCUCUCUCCCUGA
Prorocentrum cordatum is the source of this 1413-nucleotide messenger RNA. The record is from the annotation of a GenBank genome assembly. NCBI's taxonomy places the organism in Eukaryota, Dinophyceae, Prorocentrales, Prorocentraceae.